Messenger RNA from Penaeus monodon (black tiger shrimp), 845 nucleotides. Its product is annotated as thiopurine S-methyltransferase-like. The record is from RefSeq and is a predicted model, not a curated record. Lineage: Eukaryota; Metazoa; Arthropoda; Malacostraca; Decapoda; Penaeidae. Gene Ontology annotation, molecular function: thiopurine S-methyltransferase activity. The coding region runs from base 62 to 832 and encodes 256 amino acids. The transcript is spliced from 7 exons.
UGCGACAGGAAUCAGAAGAGGUAACACAAAGCAUUCCACACUUCUCUCUCUAUUUCUCAGCAUGUCCGAGCACCAUCACGCCCACGGCCAGUGUGAUCACGCCCACGGAGAGCCAGUGCAAUGCGACCACAGCGCGGGCGUGGGCGUGGGGGAGUUUGACGACCCGCUGUUCCAGAAGCAGGAUUGGGGCGUUGAGGACUGGCUGCAGAUGUAUGAAAAGUUUCCUGACAUGAGGGAAAAGGGGCAGCCUUCGAAGGCCUUAUUGAAAUACCAGAAGGAAAUCCUCCCUUCCGAGCCAGGGAGAGUGCUGCUCCCUCUGUGUGGAAAAAGUCCGGACCUUAGGUGGCUGUAUGACCGUGGAAACACUGUUGUGGGAAUUGAGUGCGCUGAGAAGGUGGUGAAAAACUUCUAUGAGACCUACCCUGACCUCAAACAUACCAUCCAUGACCUGCCUUAUGGUAAAGUCUACAAGAGUGAAGAUGAGCGUCUACAAGUGUAUAUCUGCAACGUCAUUCACAUCCCAGAGGGAGAACUAGGAGAGUUUGACGCGGUGUUCGACUGGGCUGCCUACACUGCCAUCAACACAAAGGAGAGGCAGAAGUAUGUCGACUUCAUUAAAUCCUGCAUGAAGCCUGACUCCAGGUAUUUCCUUGAGGUUUGUCAUGACCUGGAGGAAGGUGCGAAAGGAACUCCGAACUCCAUCUCUUUCCGCACGAUCAAGCUGGAGUUUGAUUGGGACAAAAAGAUGAAGUUUCUGGAGACGAAGGACAUAUCUGAUGAAUGGAAUGUGAAGAGCUUCUUCAACACCUUCAUCAUGUUCCUUCCCAAAUAAACGUUGUUUCACA